AUGCCAGGGUGCCGCCCUCCUUCUGCCUUCACUCCUCUUCCGCCCCCCCUCGUUUCGGCUUUUGGUGAACCGACCCCUGAACUGCCGAAACUCUCUUCUCAGCCUCUCGCUUUUUCAUCUCUGAUUCCUUCCCGAGGGCCUCGGCAGCGUCGCCAGCGCCGCCAAUGGCCAACGGCGCAGCACGGCGCGCAUCCUGGGCCUGAAGGGAGGCUCUGCGUCGACGGCGGUGCGAUGGUGGUCGCUGUGAGCUGCGAUGAAUUCACUGGUAUCACCGCGAACGGUGAACAGCUGAGCACUGCGGAGGCUAUGAAGCAAGCCGUUGCCGAUUUUUUAAAAGACAGCGCCCACCUUCAAGAUGAUGAAGCAAGGGCCAAGUAUAUGAGCACUGUGCCUUUCAAUGUCCACUUUGGCGCGGUGGACGUUCGCCAGGCAUUGAUCAUUCCACCUGGUUGGGUGGUUGCGAUCGUUUCGCCGCGUGCUUCCGAGAAGCGCUGGUUGGGUGCUUCGGCAAGCUUCCUUGAUCAAAUUUCUGCCAAGUCCAAGGCGAAUUUGAAAGCUUUGAGUGCUGCCAGCUCUGGGGCUGCCACCAAGGCCGCUCUGAAUGCCAUGGUCGAUGCCUUCCCUCGGCUGGACGGCGCGCCAGCGUCCCCGUAUUGUGAGGUGCCUGAGGCGCCCGCUGAUGCGCCGCCGCCCCCGCCGCCCUCUGAGCCUGUUGCUGCGCCGCCGUCCUCGAAGGAGGAGGAAGUGCCUGCGGCGCCGCCGUCUGCGCCAGUGCCCCAGAAGGGUGAGGCCACGGCCGAGGCUGAGAAGUCCGAGUCCCCGAAGGGUGAGGUGCCUGAGGCGGCGGCGCUGCCAGCGGGCCCGGCGGCGCAGUCGGAGCCCGCCGCGCAGUCGGAGCCCCGGGCGAGCGCAGCUGCGGCUCCAGCUGCGCCGCAGGGCAAGGCGACGCCGAAAGCCAAGGUGGGCCCAGGGCCCAAGGCAAAGGCUAAGGCGAACGUGCUGCAGGCUCUGGGCGCCUCGGCCAGCGCCGAUGCAUAG
Prorocentrum cordatum is the source of this 1038-nucleotide messenger RNA. The record is from the annotation of a GenBank genome assembly. Lineage: Eukaryota; Dinophyceae; Prorocentrales; Prorocentraceae.